UAGUCGUCCGGCGGUCCGGCCCGAGGUGGUUGCAGCCUGGCACCAUGUUGCGCGCUGCAAGGCUGAGCAACAGGCUGUGGGCCCGGCUCGUCCCCCGCCGCGCCCUGACGGCCGCCGCCCUCCCCGCCCCCAACCCGCAGCCCCAGGUCCUCUACGACAAGAUUUUCAUAGGCAAUGAGUGGCAUGAUGCCAUCAGCAAGAAAACUUUCCCCACGAUCAAUCCGUCUACUGGUGAGGUGAUUUGUCAGGUGGCUGAAGGUGGCAAGGAAGACGUGGAUAAGGCAGUAAAGGCAGCCAAAGCUGCAUUCCGGGUGGGCUCGCCCUGGCGGCGGAUGGAUGCUUCCCAACGUGGAAACCUGCUGAACCGUCUGGCAGACCUGAUCGAGCGGGACCGGACCUACUUGGCAACCCUGGAGACCCUGGAUAAUGGCAAACCCUAUUCAAUCUCCUACCUGGUGGACUUGGACAUGGUGGUCAAAUGCCUUAGGUACCACGCUGGCUGGGCUGAUAAAUACCAUGGGAAAACAAUUCCGAUAGAUGGAGACUUCUUCAGCUAUACCCGCCACGAACCCGUCGGUGUCUGUGGUCAGAUCAUUCCGUGGAACUUUCCAUUGCUUAUGCUUGCCUGGAAACUGGGACCAGCCUUGGCAACUGGGAACGUCGUCAUAAUGAAGGUCGCCGAACAGACUCCCCUUACUGCCUUGUACGUGGCCAACUUGAUCAAAGAGGCAGGCUUCCCUCCUGGAGUUGUCAACAUUAUUCCUGGCUAUGGCCCAACAGCUGGGGCUGCCAUCGCUUCCCACAUGGAAGUGGACAAAGUGGCGUUCACAGGCUCUACGGAGGUUGGCCACCUAAUUCAGGUAGCUGCAGGGAAGAGUAACCUCAAGAGAGUGACUCUGGAGCUGGGCGGCAAGAGCCCCAACAUAAUUAUGUCAGAUGCCGACAUGGACUGGGCAGUGGAGCAGGCCCACUUCGCACUGUUCUUCAACCAGGGUCAGUGCUGCUGCGCUGGCUCCCGAACCUAUGUGCAAGAGGACGUUUAUCCCGAAUUUGUGGAGAGGAGCGUUGCUCGGGCCAAGUCUCGCGUGGUUGGGAACCCCUUUGACAGCCAGACUGAACAGGGGCCUCAGGUGAAUGAGGAGCAGUUUAAGAAGAUCCUUGGCUAUAUCAGUGCGGGGAAACGAGAGGGGGCAAAACUGCUCUGCGGAGGCGAGGCCGCUGCUGAAAGGGGCUACUUCAUCCAGCCCACCGUGUUUGGGGACGUGCAGGAUGGCAUGACCAUUGCCUCAGAGGAGAUCUUUGGACCAGUGAUGCAGAUUCUGAAGUUCAAGACCAUCGAAGAGGUUGUGGAGAGAGCCAAUAACUCUAAGUAUGGGCUGGCUGCAGCUGUCUUUACCAAGGAUCUGGACAAAGCCAAUUAUAUAUCCCAAGUCCUACAGGCCGGCACGGUAUGGGUUAACUGUUACGAUGUAUUUGGUGCCCAGAGCCCGUUUGGUGGUUACAAGAUGUCAGGGACUGGUCGGGAGCUUGGAGAGUAUGGCCUUCAGGCCUAUACAGAAGUGAAAACGGUCACCAUCAAGGUCCCUCAGAAGAACUCUUAAAGAGGAGGAAUGCUGCAUGCCUUAGCCAUCUAUGCAUUUGAAGUCUAACAGUGUUGAAUAUUGAACCAGAGAAAAGAUUCCUUUGAGCCUAAGGUUGCGGGAGAGGAACCCCCUGGAAUGACAAAAGUUUCAGAAUCUGUAUUCUGUUAAGUAGGGUUGCUUGGGACUGACCCUUUUACUGGCUCUCUGCCCUCCUCUUUUUUUUUCUUUUUUUUAAUACCAAGAUGUCUAUAUAUGCUAAUAUCUUUCACAAUACCUAUCUGUGAAAUUAUCCAGUGGGGAAAUGUCCAUUAUUCAAGGUGUGAACAAAAUACACUGAAUUAUUGAGUUGACUUUUAGCCCCAAAAAAUAAAGGUCCAGUUUUCUGCACAAUA
Messenger RNA from Ornithorhynchus anatinus (platypus), 1975 nucleotides. RefSeq names its product aldehyde dehydrogenase 2 family member (gene ALDH2). The transcript is spliced from 13 exons. The coding region runs from base 45 to 1601 and encodes 518 amino acids. The record is from RefSeq and is a predicted model, not a curated record. Lineage: Eukaryota; Metazoa; Chordata; Mammalia; Monotremata; Ornithorhynchidae. Gene Ontology annotation, molecular function: aldehyde dehydrogenase (NAD+) activity.